Messenger RNA from Tilletiaria anomala UBC 951, 1676 nucleotides. RefSeq names its product acyl-CoA dehydrogenase. The transcript is spliced from 5 exons. The record is from RefSeq and is a predicted model, not a curated record. Lineage: Eukaryota; Fungi; Basidiomycota; Exobasidiomycetes; Georgefischeriales; Tilletiariaceae. The coding region runs from base 215 to 1561 and encodes 448 amino acids. Gene Ontology annotation, molecular function: flavin adenine dinucleotide binding; acyl-CoA dehydrogenase activity.
UUGCCGUAGACAUCUGCCCAAAGCACCAGUGCAAAGUUGACCGAGCACCGUAUUCGUUGCAAGGUCCCCAAGUGCUUUCCUCCGCCACGGCGAGCGUCAAACUUCAGCCGCCUUCGAAGCAAGGGCCGCCGUUUCAAGUGCUUCAACCUCAUCCCCCUUUGGUACUCCCUCUCAAAGCUAUAGCGAGCCGCCACCUCCAACGAGCCUGCCUGCCAUGUCUUCAUCACAAGUCAAAGUUCCCUCAGAGCCGUUUGGCUCCGUCCUGCCCUUCGCCGAGCCUGCAUGGUACGGGUCGCUGGGUGACACGUCUCCUUUCUACACCGAUUCGCACCGUAGGCUUCGAGCGUACUGUCGGGACUACGUCGACAGCUUCAGCCACAAGGCUGGCGAGUGGGAGGACAAGGGCACAAUACCGUCAGCCCAAUACCAAGAGCACGCAGCCAGAGGCUUCGUCGCAGCAUCGAUUCAGCCCUUCCACAUUCCAUCGCUGAAAGCAGCUGGUAUACAACUUCCUGCAAACAUCCCUCCUGAAGAAUGGGAUAAUCUGCACAACGUGGUUCUCUUUGAUGAGCUGAUGCGACACGGCUUCCUUGGCGUCAACUGGGCGCUCGGUGGCGGAAACGGAAUCGGCGGCCCGCCACUUGUCAACUUCGGUAGUGAAGACCUGAAACGAGAGCUUUUGCCAGAUAUUCUGCUGGGUAAAAAGCGGAUAUGCUUGGGUGUCACGGAGCCGUUGGCCGGCUCGGACGUGGCUGGCAUCAAAACAACCGCGGUACGCUCCACCGAUGGAAAGCACUACAUCAUCAAUGGCCAGAAGAAAUGGAUUACAAAUGGAGUCUUUGCCGACUAUUGCACUACCGUCGUCCGCACAGGAGAGGAGGAUUCGGGCGCAGGUGGCAUCAGUGUCAUUGUGGUUCCUAUGCAUUUGGAAGGCAUCGAGCGGCGUCUGCUCAAGAAUAGCGGCGUCAAUGUGUCUGGGUCGACAAUAAUCACAUUCGACGACGUCAAGGUCCCCGCACGCUACCUGCUCGGCAAAGAGAACCAGGGCUUCCGCAUCGUAAUGUCCAACUUCAAUGGAGAGCGUCUCGCCUUGGCCGUCUCGGCGCUGCGCAUGUCACGCGUCUGCAUCGAGGACGCAUACGCAUACGCGUGCAAGCGGCACACAUUUGGAAAGCCGCUGAUCGAGCAGCCCAUCAUUCAAUCAAAAUUUGCCGACAUGGGCCGACGCGUCGAGGCGCUACAUGCGUGGAUGGAGGCCCUGGCGCAUCAAAUGCACGCAUGCGGCAACACGCCGCAGGGCAAGAAGAUCGCAGACAUGGAGCUCGGGGGAAGAAUCGCGCUGCUCAAAGUCGAGAGCGGAUACGUCCUCGAGCUUUGUGUCAGAGAGGCGCAGCAGAUCAUGGGCGGCCUGGGAUACCAGCGCGGUGGUGACCACGCUGGCGCGCGCAUUGAACAAAUCAGUCGCGACCUCAGGGUGAUGGUCGUUGGUGGCGGGUCCGCCGAGAUCCUGUCGUCGCUUGGUGUCAAAAUGGAAAAAAUGAAGGCAGACGCGCGCCUUUGAUCUUUUGGAUUGGCGGCUGUACAUCCUUUGCUAUCCAUGUCCACUGAUGGAAGCGCUCCUUGCUGGCGCGUUUUGUGUGCAAAAGAUAUGUACGUUGUUCUUCAGUACAAGGGAC